This is a messenger RNA of Hevea brasiliensis (rubber tree), 870 nucleotides long. RefSeq names its product acyl carrier protein 1, chloroplastic. The transcript is spliced from 4 exons. NCBI's taxonomy places the organism in Eukaryota, Viridiplantae, Streptophyta, Magnoliopsida, Malpighiales, Euphorbiaceae. The record is from RefSeq and is a predicted model, not a curated record. Gene Ontology annotation, biological process: fatty acid biosynthetic process. Bases 182 to 610 code for a protein of 142 amino acids. Gene Ontology annotation, molecular function: acyl carrier activity.
ACGAUAGAAAAUGGAAAUGCGACUAUAAAACAACGAGAACUUGGUAGGAGUCCCUAAUAAGACACUUGAGCGCUUGCCCAUUAAAGCACUCGCUCUUCUCGUGCUCAUUCUCUCUCUCUCUCUCUCUCUCUCUCUCUCUCUUUGUGUGUGCGUGUUCUUUCUUCUUGGCGAACCACAAGCCAUGGCCUCUAUUGCAGGAGCUUCAAUCUCCAUAACCUCUUUCUCAAGCUCUCUUAAGCUUACCACCCAGACAUCAAGCAUUGGUAUCUCUAGUCUGAGAUCAGUUUCACUUCCCAUUAGCGGGAGAAGCUUCCCCUCUCUUAGAUUGAGAAAGGGUGCAUCUCGUUUCCGUGUUUCCUGUGCGGCCAAACCAGAGACAUUGGACAAAGUGUGUGAAAUUGUGAGGAACCAGUUGGCACUAGCACCUGACGCUGUUGUCAAUGGAGAGUCAAAGUUUGUUGCACUAGGAGCUGAUUCUCUCGACACGGUUGAGAUUGUAAUGGGACUUGAGGAGGAAUUUGGAAUCAGUGUGGAAGAAGAAACAGCCCAGAGUAUUGUCAGUGUUCAAGAUGCGGCAGAUCUGAUUGAGAAGCUUCUUGAGAAAAAAUAGAAUUGCUUAAAAUGGCAUGAAAGACUUAAAGACAUGCUGCUCAAGAGAAUCAAAUGAUAUGAAGUUUAGUUCUUUAUAUAUCUUAAUGUUGUGUUUUUUUUGGCAUGCUGCUCAAGAGAAUCAAAUAUAAAAUAACUCACCGAGGGUUUUGUUCAAUUUCGUUUUAUUCUAUCUGCUGCUUAGGGAGAACAGGUAUGUCAGGCCUCAGUGUUAUAUUAGUUAUCAGUUUCAAUAUAUCAUCAGUGUGUGAUUUUACAAAA